UUUCCUUUUCUUUUUUUUCUUUUUUUUUUUAUUUGUCAUGGAUUUGUUUUCCAUUUUAUGGCAAUUUAUAUGUUUAUGGAGUGGAAUAUAUAUUCUUGUUUUUAUUGCAAAGUUUUAUUCCAAAACAAUAUCACCACGACGCAAAGUUUCAACCACCACUCCUAAUAUAUUACCUACUCAUGCAGAAGAUUCAGAAUUAGAAGAAGGACAACCUGAAGAAGAUAUUAUUCAUUUGGACGAAUGGCAUAUUCAACUUUUUCAAAUACGUUUUACAACUCAACGUUUGAAUUCUCUCUUUGGACGAUGGGCUCGUUUAUGUCCUACUUUUUGGAAAUGGUGGUUCUCACUAGGUGUAAUAGUAGGUGCUAUUGCCAUGAUAAGUGGUAUAUUGAUCAUGAUCAUAGCUGCUUUCCAAAUAUUAAAUGUCAUUGCUCAAGCUUUAUUUACCACCUUAUCUACAACAAAUAACAACAACAAUAAUAAUAAUUAUCAACGAUGGGUGAAACGAGAUAUAGAACCUGAACAAGUAGAAGAACAAAAUGACCAACUCUUUUUACCCAUGGAUUAUUAGAUACCAGGUGUUACCUUACCAAUGUCACAUAUUGGUUACUAUCUCACGGCUCUUUUGAUAUGUGGUGUAUUUCACGAGGCAGGCCACGCGAUUGCAUCUUUCUCGGAACGUGUACCUAUUCAAAGCUCUGGACUUUUUAUCUCUUAUAUUUACCCUGGUGCAUUUGUUAAUAUACCUGAUCAAUAUCUACUUUUACUCUCUCCUUUUCGACAACUCAAAAUCAUCUGUGCUGGUGUUUGGCAUAACGUUGUAUUAUACC
Messenger RNA from Halteromyces radiatus, 830 nucleotides. RefSeq lists its product as uncharacterized. Lineage: Eukaryota; Fungi; Mucoromycota; Mucoromycetes; Mucorales; Cunninghamellaceae. Gene Ontology annotation, cellular component: membrane; cytoplasm. The record is from RefSeq and is a predicted model, not a curated record. The transcript is spliced from 4 exons. The coding region runs from base 38 to 571 and encodes 177 amino acids. Gene Ontology annotation, molecular function: metalloendopeptidase activity. Gene Ontology annotation, biological process: regulation of response to endoplasmic reticulum stress; membrane protein intracellular domain proteolysis.